UAUCCCAGCAUGCUUUGCCGUUUACUCAGAGGAAAAUGAAGUCGGCCAUAUUGUGGUAGCCAGCAGUAACUUUCUUUGAGAGAACAAGAGUAAGGAGCUUUUUAUCGAGUUUGCUCGAGAAGAGGACGCAAGGAGGGAGUUUAGCACCCAAACGAGGUGUUCUGAUACAGAAAUUAACGUGGACGAGGAGCCGAAAGGCGAUAACUAGGACGCCAUGAGCGGCGGGACGCCUUACAUUGGCAGCAAAAUCAGCCUGAUCUCCAAGGCCCAGAUCCGCUAUGAGGGAAUAUUAUACACAAUCGACACCGAAAACUCCACCGUCGCGCUCGCCAAAGUGAAAUCAUUCGGCACUGAAGACCGUCCUACAGACAGACCAGUGGCUCCUCGGGAUGAUGUCUUUGAAUACAUCAUUUUUAGAGGAAGUGACAUCAAAGAUCUAACUGUUUGUGAACCACCGAAGCCCAACAGCACCUUGCCACAAGACCCAGCCAUUGUACAGUCAUCUCUAGGCACUGCCCCAGCGCCAUCUUUCCAGCCUGUGGGUUCUUACGCAUCCUUCAGCCGACCUCCUGUGCGUGCCUACAGCCAGUUCUCCACUCCCCUUGUGCCCCAGCCCAUCGGUGCUCCUGUCACUGCAGGAAGUUCAGGGUCCGUGUUCGGUAGUGACACAAACGUAGCCACCCCUCUGUCCCAGAACGCUGUCCCCUCUGACUCUGUGUCUCUGAGCUCACAUGUAACUGAAGGACGCAAGAGCCCGUCUCUGGAUGCCCUGCAGAAGAGCCCGACCCUUGACGCUGCGGUGCAGCCUGCUCCUCUUGCGCCGCCUGCUGGAUCUGUGAGUCAGAAGAGUCCUGGAGGUGUCAGACCUCCUCCCGGCUGCCAGAAACAGCCUGCUGAGAGCCAGGAGCAAAGCAGGGCUGCUGAUGUAGAGAAGGUUGUUCGCCCAGAAACAGACUUGAGCAAGGCAGAGAAUCGGGAUGCCAGCAAACGUUCCCAAGGCACAGGUGCACCUGCAAUGCGAAGAGGAAGAGGAGGAACUGGCGGUAGUGGCAGUGGCACUGGAGGAAAUCAGCGCGGCCGGGGCCGAUUUAACAUGCGCAGAGACGGACCAAUGAAGUUUGAGAAGGAUUUUGACUUUGAGAGUGCCAACGCCCAGUUCAACAAAGAGGAGAUCGACCGCGAGUUCCAGAGCAAGCUCAAAAUUAAAGAAGAGAAGGCGGUGAACGGGGAAGAUAAGGGUGACUCGGGUGUGGAGACACAAACCAGCGAGGGCAACAUGGAGGAGGAGGACCCACUGGGACCCAACUGCUACUAUGACAAGUCCAAGUCCUUCUUCGACAACAUCUCCUGUGACGACUCCAGAAAAGAUAAACCUGGAGGUGGCAGGGAGCGGAGGCAGACCUGGGCAGAUGAAAGGAGGAUGAACGCUGAGACAUUUGGCCUCCCGUUGCGCAGAGGUCGUGGGGGUUUCCGGGGCAGAGGCGGCCCUAUGGGUUACCGUGGUGGUCGCGGGCGCGCGUCUUCACGUGGCUCUUUUGGCCCACCCCGAGGUGGAGCUGGAUACAGAGGAGGGUUCCGUUCGGGUCGGGGAGGAAGAGGAGACUUCUCUGAAUUUGAGUACCGGAAAGACAACAAGGUGGCAGCGUAGUUCACCGGAGGAACAGCUGCAGUGUCUCCUACAGGCUGGGGUUCUCUCCCUUCUCUCUCCUUCCCCUUUCUGUUCUGUCCUGAAUCCCUAAAUGCAGCACGCGACAACUGACCCGAGGCAGACUCCUUUCUGUCUUUGUUUCUUUUUUUCUUUUUUUUUUUUUGUUAGAAAAGUAAACAAAACAAAAAAGCUGAUCUUUCUUUGAUACAGAAACAGAGGACUUUGCAAAAAAAAAAAGAAGAAAAAGUGUAACUUUAGUGAAAUUACUUUUCAGUAUUUUUGCAUCAGCGUUUCAGUUCCUUUCUUACAGAACAAUAAUAAGGAUUGAAAUGUAUUUGAUAAUAUUCCUGUUGGUACACACGCACACACACACACACUGCCCGUUAAUACUGUGAGCUCCCAUCAGUUUUAAUAGCUUUAUUGUUCUUUUCUAUCCUGUAUUAUAGAAGUCUGUGUGUCCUUUAUGGUCCUGAUGAAAGCUUCACUCUUACUGCCUAAACCACGUUUGUUAGACCCGUGACUCUGCUGCGACUAACUACAGCAUGCGGAUGAUGCAUCUCUUUCUUUCCACUUUCUUUUGUAAGAUUCAUCCCACCAUUUUCCCAAGCUGCCCGGUCAGAUCUCAUAGACUCGGAUCUCAAACAAGGCUGUAAAGAUGUCUGUAUGGUGAAUGUAAUGAUGUUGAUGCAAAGCCAGCACUCAGUGGGUUUUUGGAAAUAUUAUUGUUAUUGUUUUCUUGUCUAAGGAAUUAUUACAGUGUGUCUUUUCAGUGCCAUUGUAGACAGGAAGUGUUCACAGUUCCCUGCUGGAAGAGACUGCCUAUUUUUUUUUUCUUUCUUUCUUCCCCUUUCUUUAUUUUGGGAAAACGGACACGACGGUGUAGAGCCGAGUGCAGUGGAUCUUGCCUUUCGAUGAUUAUGUAGAUGUCAUUUUGUCUGGCUCUUUGAUACUGUUUAAAUUUGUCGAGCCUUUACAUUUACAGCACAAAUAAUCACCAAUUUACUGUCGGGUUCUUCAGGGAUUGUACAGCCAGCGCACCCUUUAACAGUAAGAUCAGAUCACUUCAACAGGAAAAAAAAAUUCAUUUGCACUUUAGAGAUGAAUGAUAAGUCCGUGAUUUGAUUUUUUUUUUCCCUUCAAACUUUAAAUAUGAGCAGCUCUGCAUUUUUUAAGUCUUAAAAAGCUCAUAGACUCCACUAGAGGGAAAGUAAGGUAUGAAGUGAAGAACAGAUGUUGGUGACGUGAAGUUAAUGCUGGUGUUACAACAAAUCCAGCUGAUGGGUUUAGAGAGAUCACAGGUCUGCACUCAGUGGGGAAAAUUUUGUUUUAUGGUCAUGGAAAGGGUUUAAUUAGGAUUUAAAUUGUGAAGAAAUGAAUGCUGGACAUUGAAGAGUCCCUGCUUUAACAAAAAAAAAAAAGCUAUGUAGGUCUUGACAUUACCACUAACCUCUUCAACUUCAUGUUCAACAGAAGAUAAUAGAAAAUAAUCUCCACUGCAGCUUGGUAAUGAACCUGUCUGUUGCCUUUAAUUAUACAGUUAACUGGUUACCGAGAUCAGACGGACGUUACCUCAGGAGCCGAUAGAUCUGUUACAUAACUAGCCAGGUUCAGUAUCAAGCUGUGAAGGUUAAGGCUUAUUGUCUCACUAAAAGCAGUAUUUUAUAUGAAGCAGUAAUGUUAAGAAGAGGAAAGGAGUGAUGUCAAAGAUAAUGGUGAUGUCACAAUUGUAUGGUCUUGUGAUUGGAUGAUGUGCUUCACAGAUGGAUAAACAUGUGGUGUGUUCUCAGAAAGGGAAUGUGUGUGUAAUGUGUGUGAGGGUGAGUGAGUAACUUGUGCGUAAGGAGCACUGAUCUAGACUCGGUUGAAUUUAGGAUCCUCAGCCGUGCUUACGAACGAACGCCAGCUCUUCAGAUGCUUUAUUGCGUCGUAUUUAAUUUGUUAUUGUUUUUUUCCCCCCCCUGAAUGUUAAUGAAGCACUUUUUCGCUUCUCUGCCAGCAUUUAGGAGUUUGUACACAUUUUCUAAAAAUUGUUGGUUGUUUAUUUUCCAGAUGUGAAAGGUUUACGAUGAAAACUCAUUCGCGCUUUGUUCUUUCGUCUCGUAUCGAUAAGACGCUGUAAGGUCCGUGUUCCUGUUGUGGCUUGAGGUUACCUUUGUGGCUGUUGUGUACUUCCUGUAGGCGUCAUGCGAUGAAUCUUACCUACAUGUGGUAUAUUAUAUUGGUCUAUUGGUAGGCAGCUAGUUAUAAAAAGCCCUGCAGUUUCCGAAUGAGCCGUCUGAUUGGAUUAUUUGUUCAUGACUUGCAGCAGAGCAUGAUGGGAAAUGCCUUAAUGAGCCAGCAAAGUUGUCAUUAGUAUUUUGGGUUGUAUUGAGUGCUCUCUUGCCCGUGUAGUGCACUACACAGGCUGUGAUCUGAGGACUCAGAAAUCCUCUGAGUGUCAAAUCUGAGUGAGUGUGAGCGAGAGAGAGAGACCUGGACUGAUGCAAUAAUCACAUUAAUGCCCCUGCUGCCCCUCAUCUCCUCCUCCUGCUCAUAUGAGAGAUCGAGUGUACAGACAGUUUCAUUUUGUAAAGGUGAAUCAAUUGUUUUCUCUUCUAAAAAAUAAUUUGAUUGGCUAAUGUGUUUUUUCCUGUUUUGUUUGUACUUCCUGAAUAAAGCAAUUGUACAGCAUGGUGUACUUUUAGUGACCAGGUUGAAUUUUUAUUCAGAAAAGAGAAAUAAAUAGUUGUUCAAA
Messenger RNA from Tachysurus fulvidraco (yellow catfish), 4382 nucleotides. It is a transcript of the gene lsm14ab, whose product is annotated as LSM14A mRNA processing body assembly factor b. Gene Ontology annotation, biological process: cytoplasmic stress granule assembly; P-body assembly. Gene Ontology annotation, cellular component: P-body. Gene Ontology annotation, molecular function: mRNA binding. The record is from RefSeq and is a predicted model, not a curated record. Bases 215 to 1648 code for a protein of 477 amino acids. NCBI's taxonomy places the organism in Eukaryota, Metazoa, Chordata, Actinopteri, Siluriformes, Bagridae. The transcript has 11 exons.